Aspergillus ruber CBS 135680 is the source of this 1180-nucleotide messenger RNA. RefSeq names its product caleosin family protein. The transcript is spliced from 5 exons. NCBI's taxonomy places the organism in Eukaryota, Fungi, Ascomycota, Eurotiomycetes, Eurotiales, Aspergillaceae. Bases 150 to 1001 code for a protein of 283 amino acids. Gene Ontology annotation, molecular function: calcium ion binding; monooxygenase activity. The record is from RefSeq and is a predicted model, not a curated record.
AAGCUAACAAGCUAAGACUCUAUCGACUCAGAUUGUCCGAAUAUCUCAUCAUUCACUGUGGAUACCUAUUGGAUGUAUAUAUAUCGGUCUAUCGCAACCAUGAACCAACAUCCCAAGUACUACAACCAUACCAAUCCUAUACCACAACAAUGCCGCACAAAUCACAUUCCAAACACAACGAAACCAAAUCGCCCAAGAACUCCAACCACUUCAAUGAACACCACCCAAACCCUCCUUCCGACAUCGACUUCGACAUAACCGUCGCAAACUGCCCUCCCACAAAACGAGUCCCUGCCAUCCACGCCGACGAAUACAUCCAGAAACCCGGAAUUGCAAGAGGAAACCUCGCAGCAUCAACAGAUAGCCCGCACGGAGAUGAAGAAUAUUCCAAGAAACACCGGAACUUCACCCCAUUACAACAACACGUCCUCUUCUGGGACCGCGAUGCAGACGGCCAGAUAUACCCCUGGGACACAUACAUCGGUUUCCGCGAGCUGGGGUUUAAUAUCCUCUUCUCGUUUGUCGCUGUGUUGAUUAUCAAUAUCAAUUUCUCGUAUCCCACGAGGCUGGCGCAUUCGUAUAUACCGGAUCCGUGGUUUAGGGUUUAUGUGGAUAGUAUUCAUAAGGCUAAGCAUGGCUCUGAUAGCAGCACGUACGAUCCAGAAGGCCGUUUAGUGCCGCAGAGUUUCGAGAAUAUGUUCAGUAAAUACAACAAGAAUGAAGACGGGACGUUGACGUUCGGUGAAUUGUUCACCAUGAUUAAAGGGCAUCGGUGUGCUGCUGAUCCAUUUGGUUGGGGAGCUGCAUUCUUUGAAUGGGGAUCAACAUGGCUUCUUAUUCAGAGGGAUGGGAAGAUAUAUAAGGAGGAUGUUCGUGCUGUUAUGGAUGGCUCGAUAUUCUGGAGGAUCCGCGAAGAACGACAGAAGACGAGGCAAGGAUGGAAUAAAGGAUGGGGAAUUGGGGGUGAUGGAUUUGUGGGAUCGCAAAAAGUGCACAUUUAAACAAGCCUGUACAAAGGCAAUAUUGCCAGAGCUGGAUGUAUGUUCUAUAAUAUACUUCUGUAUAAACAAGCAUUUACAAUAGCAUUGCAAUCAAAUCGACCCUCCAAACCCAACAGGCCUCCGCUUCCCAUCAUUCUCCGGAAGAAUAGCCAUAACCUUAUAAAUCUUCCCCAUACCUC